UGGAUGUAGAAACUGAAGCAGCAAAAGAAGCAGAAGUCUAUUUGCUAGGGCACGGGUGAACACGUGGUGUGCUGACGUGGCAUUUGAGUUUCCUCCGUUAUUCGAAAUUGUUGCAAUCAAAGCCGCCAAAUCUCUUACUCUCUCUCACGUAUUCGGGUUUCACAGAAGAAAGGAGGGAACAGGCUUUUCCGGUGCACCCGCGGUGAGACUAUCAACACAAACCCUAGGGUUUUGCAAAUCUCUUGAAUGAGAUUGGAGGAAUGCCCGUAUCAAAACAAUCUUGGCUUAAUAUACAGUUUACUGUGACCACAUUGAAUGUUAAACUCAACAUGCCAUAGUUUCCUCUAUUUAGGCAGGGUCAUGCUCCAUUUGGCCCUAGAAAAGGAUUGGGGGGGCAGAAUAGUGAACUCCAAAAUAGCUUACUAAAGGAAGUUAUUCAGGUCAUACUUGGAUGCUUCAGAGUUCUUCCCUCCAGCAAUUCUCUAGCUCUUAAAAUGAAACCAAGAACAAAUGGGGUACCUAGAGCUCAAAAAUCCAGAAAUUUUCAGGGUGAAGGACCAAAUUGGGUCCUUCUUGCAGGGGGUGCUUUGUUAAGUACGCUAUCCAUUCGUCUUGGCUACAAGCUGAAGCAGGCUCUGGACACAAAGCAACAGGAGAAUGCAAGUAGUGGGAAAUCUGCUGACAGAAAUAAGUCGGGAGCUUGUCGUUUGCAUUCAAAUGCAUAUUCUUUUACCCGAGAGGAUAAUAGUUGCUUCCAUUGUGUUUCAGGAUCUGAAGGCAUCGUGGAUGUUAAUCACCACCAGCCCAAUGGCCAAAUACUGACAGAGUCUGAUGUAGCUCUCCCUUUGGUGAUGGUGCCUGCCCCUGAAUAUACCAAAGAGAACGGUGUUGUCUGGGCAUCCUCCCCUGAGCGCCUUGAGCUGCCUCCAAAGCCGUUCCACCACUCAAACUGCUCAGACUCGCCAUGUGUCUCAGAAUCUGGCUCUGACAUCUUCAGUAAGCGGGAAGUGAUACAAAAGCUGAGGCAGCAAUUGAAGAAAAGAGACGACAUGAUACUGGAGAUGCAGGAUCAAAUCAUGGAAUUGCAGAACUCAUUGAGCUCUCAGCUGUCCCAUUCCUCACAUCUGCAGGUGCAGCUUGAUGCUGCAAACAGGGAUCUGUUUGAUUCUGAGAGAGAAAUCCAGAGGCUGAGAAAGGCAAUUGCAGAUCACUGUGUUGGCCAUGUGGGCUUCAAUGAAAACCCCUCACCAGCCAUGACCUGCCCAUCUGAACCAAGAAACGGCCAUGCAAAUGGGUAUCUCAACGGAGACACCAACCUGGAGUCACCAGAAAAAGGAAGAGGAGACAGUGAGAGGAUUGAGAUGCUGAGAAGGGAAGUCGGAGAGUUGAGGGAAGUGAUAGAAGGAAAGGAGUACCUGCUGCAGAGCUACAAGGAGCAGAAGGUGGAGCUCUCCAUGAAGAUCAAAGAGUUGCAGCAGAGACUAGACUCUCAGCUACCAAAUAUUUUGUAGACAACAGCCUAAGUUGUGUAUUCUUGUUUGUUUCUCUUUUCCCCCUUUUUUUUUCUCUUUCUGAUUCCAAUAGUUGUCUCUGGUCUUUGUCUCUCGAGUCGUAGUUAGUAGGAAUGCAUUGUGAUGCAGUGAGCUUGUUCAUGUGUGCAUUUGUGACAGAAAAAGAGAGGUUUUAAUAGGUUGAAUGCAGCUUAGGGUUAGGGCAUGGGGCUGUUGUUAUGGUAUGCUGUAAUGAACUAUCUGUUGAUUUGAGCAAUAUUUGCAAAUCUAUAUAAAAAAUUGAUGACAAGUUUUCCCUA
This is a messenger RNA of Vitis riparia (riverbank grape), 1810 nucleotides long. RefSeq lists its product as uncharacterized. NCBI's taxonomy places the organism in Eukaryota, Viridiplantae, Streptophyta, Magnoliopsida, Vitales, Vitaceae. The transcript has 6 exons. The record is from RefSeq and is a predicted model, not a curated record. Bases 495 to 1511 code for a protein of 338 amino acids.